This is a messenger RNA of Elgaria multicarinata webbii, 2632 nucleotides long. RefSeq names its product F-box protein 3 (gene FBXO3). Gene Ontology annotation, cellular component: cytoplasm. The record is from RefSeq and is a predicted model, not a curated record. The coding region runs from base 187 to 1554 and encodes 455 amino acids. NCBI's taxonomy places the organism in Eukaryota, Metazoa, Chordata, Lepidosauria, Squamata, Anguidae. The transcript has 11 exons. Gene Ontology annotation, molecular function: protein binding.
CCGCCGCCUCCUUCUCCGCUUCGCGUGCGUAUGUUUUGAUAACAAAACCAACGCGAGGGGCGGUUGGUGUUCGUGCGCCGGGCAGGUAGCAGGCCACGGUUUGCCUCCGGUCGCCACAGCCCAACCCAAGCGGAGUAGGGAGGAGCCUCGGAGCAGGAGCGGCGGGACGACGAGGCAAGCGUCAAGAUGGCGGCGUCCGUUGAGCUAGAAUUGCAGCUCCUCAGCCUGGAGCUGCUGCCCACUGACCCGCUGCUGCUCAUCCUCAGCUUCCUGGAUUACAGGGACCUCAUGAGCUGCUGUUAUGUAAGUCGUAGAUUAAAUCAGCUUUCGAGUCAUGAUCCGCUGUGGAGGAGGCACUGUAAGAAAUACUGGCUUUUGUCUGAAACUGAGAAAUCUCGGAGAAGUAAGACCUGGAAGGCAAUAUUUACAGAUAUGUAUGCUGACUUAGGAAGGUAUAUUCAGCAUUAUGCUUUACUUAAAAAAGCCUGGGAUGAUCUGGAAAAAUAUUUGUUGCAGCGCUGUCCUCGGAUGAUUACUUCAUUGAAAGAGAGUGUUCGAGAGGAAGAUCUGGACGCUGUGGAAGCACAAAUUGGUUGCAAACUCCCUGAUGACUAUCGAUGUUCAUUUCGGAUCCAUAAUGGACAGAAGCUAGUAGUUCCAGGGUUGAUGGGAAGUAUGGCGCUUUCCAAUCACUACCGAUCUGAAGAUUUGUUGGACAUUGACACAGCAGCUGGUGGUUUUCAGCAGCGUCUAGGACUGAAACAAUGCCUCCCCCUAACCUUUUGCAUUCACACUGGAUUGAGUCAGUACAUGGCUCUGGAGAGCGUGGAGGGUCGCAAUAAUUAUGAGAUCUUCUACCAAUGUCCAGAUCAAAUGGCCCGUAAUCCCUCAGCAAUUGAUAUGUUCAUUACAGGUAGCUCCUAUUUGGAAUGGUUUACUUCCUAUGUAAACAAUGUAGUAACAGGUGGCUAUCCCAUCAUCAGAGACCAGAUUUUCAGAUACAUUCACGAUAAGGAUUGCGUAGCAACAACAGGAGAUAUUACUGUCUCAGUCUCCACAUCUUUUCUACCUGAACUCAGUUCUGUACAUCCCCCUCACUAUUUCUUUACUUAUAGAAUCAGAAUUGAGAUGUCCAAAGAUGCACUUCCAGAGAAGGCUUGUCAACUAGACAGCCGGUACUGGAGAAUAACCAAUGCCAAAGGUGAUGUGGAGGAAGUUCAGGGUCCUGGAGUAGUAGGAGAAUUUCCAAUAAUCAAUCCUGGUCGAGUUUAUGAAUACACUAGCUGCACUACGUUUGCCACUACUUCAGGGUACAUGGAAGGAUACUAUACAUUCCAUUGUCUGUAUUACAAAGACAAGUUUUUUAAUGUCACCAUUCCUAGAUUUCAUAUGGUUUGCCCAACGUUCAAGGUAUCCACAGCACGCAUGGAAACCAAUCAUAACGAAUGUGCAAUGGAUGAGGAUGAAGAUUCAACAGACACUGAUGAAUAUGAAGAUAGGCGUAGAAUUCUAGACAUUCCUGCUCCUUCUGGACGCUGUCCACGCCAGACCUGAUUAAACUUUCAAAAAACUGUUUUCUGGGGCAAUGACAUAUAAAAAGGUCUGAAUACUAAAUAAUAAUUUGGCAGUGGAGCAACUAGCAUGAAUGCUGGUGCUGGUUCCGAUUUGUAUUUGAUCAGAUAUACAGUCAAGGUUUUCUUUUGUCUUGCAUUUAUUUUUGGAUGGAAAUGGGAAUACAAUAGUGUGGUAAGCUUUAUUCUUUCAAACAACUUUAGGGGUGGGGGUGGGGUAAGUCAUUGUACAUUUAAAAUUUAAAACCAGAAUGGUGCUUCCUUUUGCUUCCUUUUAAUGAGUUGGCCACAGCAAACAAAAUGGAAAAACAGGCAUGUUGUUUUCACAAUGAUUUUGUACUGUUGUUUAUCUCUGUCAUAAGUGAACAAAAUAUUUGAAGUUUAAUUCUGUGUAACCAAUGGGUUGAGUUGGGUGUUCUUGUACCAGGAAACUCUGAAAUGUUUAAAAGAAAUCCUGCAUUCAAUCUCUGAUCUCUUUUGGGAUGUUGGAUAAGCAUUUUGCUUACUGCAUUUUUUCAUUUAUUACAUGAUAUAAAUAUGUAAAUAGCUUGAUUUCCACCCUUCAAAUUCCAUUUAACUAUUGUGAAAAGUGCUUAGAACUUCGUUUUAAGUAUAAACCAUGUUUUCUUCAACACUGCAUUUUUAUAAUUGUCUGACUAAAAAUAGAGACACAGCUUGAAAUAAUAGUCAUAACUGGAAUAUUGGCAUUGAUGGGUAUUUGUAUAUACAGCAAAGGAUAUGUAGAAUGUAUAAUUAUACAACAAUUGUAAUAUUUUAAAGUAGUAAAAUAAGAUACUACAGAAGAGGAGCAGUGGAGACACAGAUGAUUUUAGGCAACAAUCCUAGACACAAUGAACUGGAAGUUAGUUCAGAACAUAUAUUGAACAUAUACUAGUUGUGGUGGAAGAGAUUAUCCUACAAUAAAAUCUGAAAGCCUGUUAUAAACCUAUAGGCCUAGGUUUUGAUGCAGAUAAGAAACAAAAUUGAACAUUGCCUAAUUUUUUGGGUGAGCAUAGUUCAUCUUCCCUAAUAAACUGGAAAGUAAGUGCUGUGAACAAUAA